AUGGAUAUAGUGACGUUUCAACAUUGCUUUAACAAGCAUGAUGUCGAUGACAACUUUUAUCCAAAUGGUUUCCGAACAAAUGCCGAGAACGAAAAAGUUUCCAUUGUUAGGAAUAUUCGUUCUGAUUUGCGUAUUUUUGAUAUCGGUAUCAUGUGUGAUUCUUGUCACUUUCCCCGAAAAGACAAAACCUUCAAAUCAAAAGGAGAAAGUGAUCAGAACCUGGAAGGAAAGACUCCGCAACUU
Mesorhabditis belari is the source of this 243-nucleotide messenger RNA. The record is from the annotation of a GenBank genome assembly. Lineage: Eukaryota; Metazoa; Nematoda; Chromadorea; Rhabditida; Rhabditidae.